CAGUGCACAUGGCAAGUUUGAAAGGACCAUCCUCAAUGAUUCAGACUUUUAUCUCGUUUAUGUCGGGCCUUUGUCGCCAGACACGUUCGAAAAACUAUUUAAAAUUGUCAUUUCUCACCUCGAUUUGACAACUCAAAGGAAUCUCGAGAGUCGUAAGAACACUGUUAUUAGGAUUACCAACCGAGUACCGGGCGAUUUGGUCAGUUUGAUUGAUUCAAUAAAACGCAUAAAAGGAGAACAGCCCACGGUGGAGCAGAUCGACAGCGGCUUAAUAGCACACGACAAAGUAUGCUUCGAUUUCUAUUCCAAUGCGGCAUCAACUUAUUUCCACGCGCUCCAAGGAAUCCGGAAGGAUAUAACUAUCCAAGCGAUGGGAACCAAUUUCAAGAGGCCCUAUUUCGGGAGCUUAUUAGAGGAGAGUCUCAUACGUUCCAGUCAACGGAUCUUGCGGGCACUAACGAGAUGGAUAUUAUUUUCAAUAUCUCGGGAUACGAGCUAAUAGGAACGCCACCAAGGAUGCUUGAAACUAUAGGAGAAGAUGGCAAAAAGAUCCUGAUAAACGGAGGCUCGUAUGCACGAUUCGAUUUUAUAUUGGGCUACAUGUUCAUCCAAGUGUCGGUUAGUUCGUUCACGGUCCAUAACGACCCAACAGGUUCAGUAUACAUUGACAAGGCAUUUUCGAAAAGGGAAGCCACAGGUAAGAACCAGAUUGAGGAAUAUUUGGAUGCUGCAUUUGGUGGUGUUCACCAAGCAACUAUGACUGAAGAACCUGCUGAUGACGAGAACGACAAUAUAGCCAGUAAUGACAAGAGAAAGGGCAAUAAGAGCAAUAGGGGGAAUAGGGGGAGAGGUAACAACCAGAGCGAUGGCAAAGGAACCAAUGCCGGAAUUAAGAAAAGAAAGGGAAAUGAUGAGAGUAGUGAUAACAACAAGAAUGAUGAAGGGAGCAGUAAGAAAAGAAAGACCGUCAAGAAGUUUGCAGUCACAAGAGAUGGAAAGCCCUGCAAUGACUUUCAAAUUGUCUACAUCUGUGGUGGAAAUAAAGCUGAUAAAAAUGCAGGGUCUCCUAAUCACACAGGCAAAGUCAUCGAAUAUCCUCAAAUCAGACAUAUAUGCUACGAUGAACUCAAGUCGAAGUUAUUUCGGGCUUAUAUGUCGUAGUCACCUAAAUCAACUCGAAAUUUUGGACAGUCAAUAAAAGACUUGUAUUAUACAUCUGCAUCACAAAAGGCGCUAUUUCAAUCGCCAUUGUCAAUCCACUCAAGUAUCCAUUCAUUCAUUCAUAGCUAUGGAAGCUGUUCUGUUCAAAACUGUGAAUCCGUUUCAUUGUUCCACCUCGGUGAAAUGUUUAGCCGGGGACGACUUUGGAUUUCUUCUUUAUAAAAAGAAUUUGAAAAGUCGCCCCAUGGUCCGUGCGCGCCAUAGAGAUCCUCGCUC
Molecule: messenger RNA, 1437 nt
Organism: Lobosporangium transversale
Lineage: Eukaryota; Fungi; Mortierellomycota; Mortierellomycetes; Mortierellales; Mortierellaceae
Exons: 1
Coding region: 289-1161 (290 amino acids)
Source: RefSeq, a predicted model, not a curated record